UGGCGGCGGUGGUGACUUCGAUCGACGCCUCCGACAGUUUUUCGCAGGACGCUUGUUGCUUCUGUAUGUACACGAGCCGUACGAGCGUGAACUCGCCCUGUCGCGUUUACCUCGCGCGCCUGGAAACACUCGGGACCGCUUUCCAUCGUGUCUCGAUCAUUUUAAUGGAGUCAUUUCUCGAUUCUUCGUCGCGGCGAAUAAAUUGUGUCAAGAGUGUUAUGUCGGUGUAAUCUUUGAUGAGCGUUUACAUAAUCGAUUGUUAAUUAAUCAAGGUACAUUAUCGAUAACUGCGAGCGCACUUAGAUUUACUAUUUUUGUUGUGACGAAUCUUUCGUGGCUUGUUUAGCGUUAAUCGAAAUUAGCUUAAUACGAAAACCAUUUGUUUAUGCUUUUCAUAAUAUAUUAAAUUUAUAUUAUUCAUAUAUAUACAAUAUAUGUCUAAUUUAUAUGUAAUUAGAAUUUUAUGGCUACGAUGUUAUUAGCAUAUAUUUUAAUAUAAUUACAGUUAACAUAAUUAACAUAUACGGAGUAUGCACGCUUGUUCCAAUUCGCAGAAGCUAUAGCUUGCUUAUUUAUCCAAAGUGUGGACAUAAAAAAAAUGGCGGUAUUAUUAUUUCAGUGGCGAAGUUAAAAUAGCUUCUUAGAUUACAAUUAGUGAUAUCGAGAAACUUGCAAGGUGAAAUUUACAAGAUUAAAAUAAUUGGACAUAAUUAAGUUCCUAAAAUACAAUUAGCUAAUAAUAAAAGCUUCUUCAAUUAUAAUUUCUCUUAAGUUUUAUUUUUUUAUCAACAUUUACUUAGCCAAGUGUGUAUCACCAAGCAAGCUUAUUAUCGCGCACAUAAGUUCUCAAGUCUUGAGAAUUAAAAAUGAAUGGAAAAAACGUGUUAUUAAAUUACUAAUUGUUACAAGAUGCUAAAGAAAGAUGUAAACGUGUCAUUUAUAUUUCAAAAAGACUGCGGCGCGGCGUGCGUGCGGCCGCGGCAUACGCGCGCGCGCGCGCGUGCGUGAAUGCGUAUGUGUAAACGCGAGGGAAAUGUGGGCACACAAUUAGCUCUAGCUUUAUGAUAGAACGACAGGUCUCCUUUCGUAUCGCGGUUUCUAUAUUUAUUUUCAUCCGUUACACAUGUCGUAUGGAAACUGGCACCAGUCUCUCUGAAGAGUAAAAAAAUCGAUCUCUUCGAUCAGAUUAUUAGAAAUUUGUAACAUCGUAGAACGGUCGCUUAAAAAAACAAGCUCCCGUGUUGCUCCGAAGACGAUGAUCGGCCAGCGAGGGCGGCCUCGCGGUCGCGCGAAUGCGCCGCGGGUGUCGAAGGUGUCGUCGAAGGAUCGCGGCACGUCCGCGCCGUCCCCGUCGUAACCUGAGAGAAUACAUGCGAAAGAACAGAGUCAUCGGCUUACCGUCCGGGUCGCUCUCCCGUCUUCUCCGCUUCCCGCAGGCACCGGGAAGGCCGCGAAUCGCCGAUUGGUCCUCCGAUGAGCGAGAGCUGCCUGCCACCUGCUCGUGAGACCUCGAGGAGACGUCCUGCGAAGGACCAGCGAGACGAGGAUGAAGUCCGAGAGGAACAACGGGUACCUGCGGGCCUCCACCGUCGUCACCGAACAGUCGACCGACUCGCCGGGACCGGGAUCGGUCGAGCAGGAUGCCGCGCCCAUCGCGAACCCUCUUCAGGUCACGUACGGUCCACGCGGCGGAACUACCACGUCUGUCCUCCAGCAUGCGGCCAAACCACAGAGGCCGAUCGGUGUGACACGCGCUACCUCGAUCACGCGAAGACGAAGAGGGACAGCAACUAGGCAACGUCUGCUUGGCGUGUUGGCCAUCACUCUGUUGGCUACUUGCGUCUUUAUACUACUGCUACUAGCAUUGAAUACUAGUCGAGACUGCGUUCAAGAGCCCCGUCCAAACGUUUGUUUGACGGAAGAAUGUGUAAAAACAGCGGCGAGUCUAUUAACAGCGAUGGAUCGCAGCGCGGCGCCGUGCGUCGAUUUUUUUCAAUACGCUUGCGGCACGUGGAAUCGAUUACACGUGAUACCGGAGGAUCGGAGUUCUAUCAGUACUUUCGAAGUAUUGGCCGAUCAACUGCAGGUGAUCCUGAAACGGCUGCUCGAGGAACCGCCGGAUGCAAACGACAAUAAUGCCACUCUCAAAGCAAAGAUGUUCUACAGGUCGUGUAUGGACAUUCCUCGCAUACGAGAGAUCGGGGACGCCCCUUUGAAGGAGAUCUUGGAGCGCCUCGGUAAUUGGCCGGUGGUGAUGGGAGAGGCAUGGAAACCGCCACCUUAUCCAUUGGAGGUUCUUCUGGGUCGUCUACGCGGCGAGUACAACGAGGGCGUGUUGAUGGAGCAGUGGGUCGGUCCGGAUGAUAAAAACUCCUCGGCCAACAUCCUCCAGUUAGACCAGAUGCAAUUGGCGUUGCCUAGCAGAGACUAUUAUCUGAAGAAGAGCAGUGAGGCUGAGCUAAAAGCUUAUCACAAUUAUAUGACGAACGUCGCCGUCCUGCUAGGAGCGAAUCCUCAUUCAGCAGCCGAAGAGUUUGAUCGAGUGAUCAUUUUAGAAAAACAGCUUGCUAAUGUUUCUUUACCAGAAGCGGACAGACACGAUACCUCGGCUAUUUACCGAAAACUAACAUUGCGGGAAUUGCAACGAGAAGUGCCGCAGUUGCAAUGGCUUGUUUACUUGCGAGAGUUUAUUAGCGCGCCGAUCGACGAAGAGGAACCGGUCGUGACGUACGCGCUACAAUACUUUGUGCAGAUGGGCCGCAUCAUCUCGAAGACGGAUCGCAGAACUUUACACAACUACAUCCUGUGGCGACUUGUCAUGUCGAUUAUGCCCCACAUGAUCGACGAGUAUCAACAAAAACGGAUUGAAUUUCGCAAGAUCCUGCUGGGAAUCCUCAGCGAAAGGAACAGGUGGUCACAGUGCGUCGAGUGGACCAACAAGAAACUCGGGAUGGCCGUUGGGGCUCUUUUUAUACGCGACAAUUUUAAUCACGAGAGCAAGGAGACUGCCCUGGAGAUGAUUCGGACGAUACGUGAGGCUUUCAAUGAAUUGUUGGCCGAAAAUCAUUGGAUGGACGACGAGACUCGGGCGGUAGCGAAAAAGAAAGCCGACUCGAUGAACGAGCGUAUCGGAUAUCCAGAAUUUUUGAAGGACCCAGUCGAGCUCUCAAUGGAAUACGUGAUGUUAAACAUAACGGAAAAUCACUUUUUGGAGAACAUUCUUGCCGUGCUAAAGUAUGACGCUUAUCAUAAUCUGCAAAAGCUGCGGAAGCCAGUCGACAAGAACAAGUGGUCGACUGAGCCAGCCGUAGUAAACGCUUUCUAUAAUCCAAAUAAGAAUGAUAUAGUAUUUCCCGCGGGGAUUCUGCAGCCGCUUUUCUACUCUCAGCACUUCCCCAAGUCCUUAAAUUACGGCGGCAUCGGAGUAGUGAUUGGUCACGAGAUCACCCACGGCUUUGACGAUAAGGGUCGUCAGUUUGACAAGGACGGCAAUAUGAUGCAAUGGUGGAACAAUGCCACUAUCAAAGCGUUUCGCGAAAGGGCGCAAUGCAUCGUGGAUCAAUAUUCUAGGUACAAGCUGCAGGAAGUAAAUCUGUACAUCAACGGUAGGAUGACUCAAGGAGAAAAUAUCGCCGACAACGGUGGUCUUAAGCAGGCCUUUACGGCUUACAAGAAAUGGGUUUCUAUUCAUGGCGAAGAACCGUUGCUGCCGGGGGUGAAUCUUACGCACGAUCAGCUGUUCUUUCUGAAUUACGCGCAGAUAUGGUGCGGCUCCAUGAGACCGGAAGACGCCCUCACGAAGAUCCGCAGCAGCGUGCACUCGCCUGGACCGGUUCGCGUUUUAGGCCCCCUGUCAAACAGCGAGGACUUUGCCAAGGCUUUUAACUGCCCUCUGGGCUCGCCAAUGAAUCCCAAAAAGAAAUGCAGCGUUUGGUAGCUCGCGCGUUCGGUGACAUAUGAAUACAUAUCACCCCAUGUGUAUAAUCAAAAUUACGCAAGGAGAAAAAGAGGAUCCUGGAAGUUAAAAGUUUCAAAUUGCUUCGCAAAUCUGAAAACGCUCGCAUCCUCCGACCGCACAUUUAGCGCUAAAAAAAUUCAAUUGUUGUUCUGUGUUUGAAUCCAACGAAUCCAAUUUAUACAUAGAAUGGGACUCGGAUAAAAAUACGUUGAUGUAAUUGUCUUCUAGCCUUUCCCUCAACGCUAAAUGUGGGCCAAAAGUCAUAUCAUGUACAAGAGCUAAUGAUCCAAAAGAUCCGUGGAUCCCUUUAUUAUCCUUGUAUAGCACAAUAUUGACGUUGCUUGUUUUUAUGUGAUAAGUGAAUCAAAAUAAAAAAAAUUGAUAGCUAA
Ooceraea biroi (clonal raider ant) is the source of this 4347-nucleotide messenger RNA. Its product is annotated as neprilysin-1. Gene Ontology annotation, cellular component: plasma membrane. Gene Ontology annotation, molecular function: metalloendopeptidase activity. Lineage: Eukaryota; Metazoa; Arthropoda; Insecta; Hymenoptera; Formicidae. The record is from RefSeq and is a predicted model, not a curated record. Gene Ontology annotation, biological process: protein processing.